Messenger RNA from Trichomonas vaginalis G3, 1278 nucleotides. Its product is annotated as spliceosomal complex assembly. Bases 1 to 1278 code for a protein of 425 amino acids. The transcript has a single exon. Lineage: Eukaryota; Parabasalia; Trichomonadida; Trichomonadidae. The record is from RefSeq and is a predicted model, not a curated record. Gene Ontology annotation, molecular function: cysteine-type endopeptidase activity; zinc ion binding; cysteine-type deubiquitinase activity. Gene Ontology annotation, cellular component: nucleus; cytosol. Gene Ontology annotation, biological process: protein deubiquitination.
AUGUUUGAUAACAAGAUUAUUCUUCCAGAUGGUUAUGCACUAAAUCAGAUAAUUGAUAGAACAGUAAUAAGAUUUGACCAAGAUAUGAUAUGUUGCCAGUCUAUGGUUAGAGAAAAUCUCUUUAUGUGCUUGGAAUGCGGACAAAUUUUUGCAGGAGGAACAGUUGGAUCUCCUCUUUUACUUCAUUAUGGAAGAGCAGCACAUACAAUUGCACUAAAUCUUAAAACAAAUAAGGUAGUUAUGCUUCCAAAUUACCAAGAAUUAUCCGACUAUAAGGAAAUCAGCGAUAUUCAAUUUGCAUCACGACCCACUUACACAGACAAAGUAAUUAAUCUAAUUUUACAAAAGCAAAAAGAAGGAAUUAAAAUCAACAAUAAAUUAUUUUAUCCAGGACAACUUUUAUUCGACUUACGAUCCAAACAAUCAUCUCAACUCUCAGUAAUUCGUUUUAUUUCUCGUAUUACACCACUUCGAGAUUUUUUACUUUUAAAUCCUCAAUCUACGCCACUUGCAAAUGAAUUAUCACGAUAUUUUAAGCAAGCUUUCAACCCAUACGGCUUCAGAGAUCACAUUUCUCCCUUCACUUUGCUUAGAUCCAUUCAAACUCUCAGUAAUGAUAAAUACAAUGUCCAAAAUGAAGUGAAUCCUGUAGAAUACUUUACAUUUAUACUCCAACUAUUGAACCAAGAAAUACCAGGAAAGAUUGUUUCGAAAUUAAUUUGCGGAAAAUUAAAUUUCGUUGAAGAUAACAAUGGCGAUUGCAACUACACGUCCAAAAUCAUAAAUUACUGGAGUAUUCCAUUAGAACCAUACGAAUGUCCACUUUAUCGCAAUGGAUUAGAAAAAGAAAAAAUUAUUCCACAAGCAACAUUGGAAUCAUUAUUAGAACGCUACAACGGAACACAGAUAACUGUUAAAUCAAUAGGAAACAGACAAAUUGUUCAAAGAAAGAUGUCAAUUCACAAAUCUUCUGAAUUUCUCUGGAUAAACGUAAACAGAAUCAGACCUGCAUCAUUUGGCCUCGAAAAGCUCAAUCUACACAUUGUACACUCUGAUGAUGGAUCAAUAGAUCUGUCAAAAUACGGUGUUAAUGCAAAAUAUGACUUAGUUUCAGUGAUUUCUCACGAAGGAGAUGUAAAUUCCGGUGUUUACGUCAAUUACUGUAAAAAUGAAGCUGGAGUUUGGCUGAAAUGUGGAAACUCUGAUGUAACUAACUCUAUGUUCCAAGUUGCAGCUACUUCUCAAUGCUGCCACUUACUUUAUCAAAGAAGAAAAUAA